Molecule: messenger RNA, 2697 nt
Organism: Kwoniella shivajii
Lineage: Eukaryota; Fungi; Basidiomycota; Tremellomycetes; Tremellales; Cryptococcaceae
Exons: 19
Coding region: 1-2697 (898 amino acids)
Biological process (GO): protein import into nucleus
Cellular component (GO): cytoplasm; nucleus
Molecular function (GO): nuclear import signal receptor activity
Source: RefSeq, a predicted model, not a curated record
AUGUCUACAGAACACCUUUUGGGAGAUCUAGGAGCCGUUCUGGAGGCGCUGAUGGGAACGGCGGACGAACCUAGACAAGAAGCCGAGAAACAUCUACGAACCCUGACGAUAGAUCGACCUGCAGAGGUACUUUUGCUCCUCGCUCAGAUAGGUGCUCAAGGUGUAGGAGGCUUUCAGCUUGAUCAUCGACUAUUAACUCUUAUCCUGCUCAAACGACUGGCUUUCAAACCUGUACCGGGACUGUUUCUCAACUCAACAGCACAACAUGCUACUGCUCCAUUUGAUGUGAUACGUGAGACUACAAGAGGUAGAAUCGAAACUGUCUUGUGUGCCGGAUUGAAAGAUGAGAUGGAUACCAGGAUGAGAAAGGGAUUAGGUAGUUGUGCAGCUGGAUGGGCACAGGAGAGCUCCAUCAGGCAUAGACCGCUAUUACCACUACCACCUGUAUUGCUCGAGCUCACUACAUCACCCCAUCCAUUUCAUCGAUUCACACCUUUUCAAUUACUUGACAUGACUCCUACCCUUCUAGUGGACUCGGUCAGUGAUCCACUUCCAGCUGCUCAAUUAGCACAAGUUCUUCUGGCUGGAUUAAACGAUCCCAGUGUAGAUGUAAGAGUGGAAGCUAUGAAAGCCGUUCGAAGUGUACUCAUGGAAGGCGUGACGGGUAAAGAAAGAGAGGAAAUAGGUUCGGAAUUAGUCAAUCAUGCUUUCCAGUCACUACCUAGACUACCUCUGAAUCUACUUUCACACGCUCUAGUCCCUUUAGUCGACUUGUCAUCAGUCCACCCAAAUCUGUAUCUACCCUCAUUACCUACGAUCUUACCUUAUCUCCUUUCGAUCAUUUCACCGCCAGGUGACUUACCUCCGCACCAAUUUUCACCCUAUCCACAGUCAUCACUGUCUAUCGAAGAAUGGGAAGAGAUAGCGAAUCCAGCUACUGAAAUCAUAUUAUCCCUCUGCGAGCUAAGACCCACUCAACUGCAGAAUUGGGAAUCAGGAAGAGUAGGAAGGGAAUUGGUGGGAUUGCUGAUCGGAAGGCAAGUAGCAAGCUUUGAUGUGGACUGUCAAGAUUGGUUAGAUACAACUAAUCUGGACGAGGAAGAUGAAGAUUAUCCUGUGUUUGGCGAAGAAGCGUUAGACCGCUUAGCGAUAUCACUCGGGGGGACAACGGUUCUACCAGCGCUUUCAAAUCAGGUACAAUCGCUCGUAACCCAACAGGAUUGGAGAUGUCGAUACUCUGCUCUAGUAGCUAUCUCCGCUGUUGCGGAAGGAUGUUUAGAAGAACUUCAACCGAGGAUAAAAGAUGUUCUGACGAUUAUCUCGCCGACGGCCAAAGAUUCCCAUCCAAGAGUUAGAUAUGCAUUCUUGCAAUGUAUAGGAACUCUAUGUGCGGAUUGCGAGGGAACAAUGCAGAAAGAUUACGCCAACGAUGUUAUGGAAGUUUGUUUGGCCUUACUGGAAGAUCCCAUCACACGCGUGCGAACUCACUCUGCAGCUUGUUUGACGAAUUUCUUCCAAGAUAUUGAGAUAGAGUCGUUCUCCUCUCAUCUCGAACCGCUAGUGAGGACGCUCCUCAACCAGUUCCAUGCAGGCCCUUUGUAUCUUCAGGAACAAGUGUUAGCGACGAUCUAUAUAGCAAAUGUCGCUCUCGGCGCUAUGGAGUCCUUUAUACCGUACUAUCGAGACAUCAUGGACUUGAUAAUACAUAUCCUUACUACUGCAACAGAUGAAACUCAGCAGAAACUUCAAGGUAGGGCGAUGGAAUGUGCAAGUCUGACAGGUUCUGCUGUUGGAAAAGCGGUAUUUUCAGGAGACGCUGUCAGAAUUGCCCAACUGAUGAUCACCAUACAAAACUCACUACAACCGGACGAUAGACGUUCCGGGUAUCUGAUGGAUGCCUGGACAAGUCUGUGUCAAACGUUAGGAAACGAUUUCGAGCCGUUUUUACCUCAAGUCGUCCCUCCGCUCCUCAAAGCAGCAUCGUAUAAACCAAUUCAGCCUGAUGCUUUGUUGUCCAGUUUCGAGGAAUCUAUCCCUGACAUGGACGACUCUUUGAUAGCUUCAAAUACGGCUGAAAUGGAUGAGAAGGUGCAAGCGUUUGAAAAUCUGACUCUGUACGCUUUUACCAUGAGAGGGAAAUUCCAACCUUGGUUGAUGAAGAGUAUGGAAUUGAGCUUGGAAGGAUUAGUGGAUAAAUACUCCGAGGACGUGAGAGAGGCUGCAGCUUUCCUCGUGCCCGGUCUUUUGCAAGUAGCUAAAGACGCCAAAGUAUGGAACGACAAUCCUAAUAACCUUAUCGAAGUCUUCCAGAGGGUCAUCAACGCGAUUACUAAAGAAAGUGAUUCAUCUUUCGUUGCAUUACUGUAUAAAUCAUUCGCGGAUUCACUUCACGUCGUGGCACUUUCCCUACCCACCAACCUAUCUAAUCAUUUGAUCAAUACUACUACAGCACAUUUACGUGAUUUUCAUUCUGCAAGAGUAGAUAGAGAAGCACAAUCUGAAUAUAUGGAUGAAGCAGACCGUGAGAUAUACCUCGAAGAACAAGAAAAUGAAAAUUCCGCAUUGGACCAAAUUGAUAAAGCUAUGGAGAUGAUAUUGAAAUACGAUGAAAGUCUAAAAGAUAAAGUCGGGAGCGUGCAAGAUUUAAGACUGGAGACUAGAAGAAGAGGAUUGAAAGAUGAUUAUGAGGAAAUAUAG